CGCUGUGCGGAGCGCCGGCCCGAGCGGACAGUUGGGCCCCCUUCGCUGGGCCGGGGCCCCGAGGGAGAGAAACAAAAAGAAGAAGCCAGCGUCAUCGCGAUCGCCGGGAUCGCCGUUAGCGAAAUAAAUAGCCCCGAGUGAUGUGUGCGAAGCAGCACAGUGCCGAGGGGAGGGGCCGAGGGAGAAGGGGGAGCUCAGUCUGGGAAGGCCUCCUGGAGGAGGGCGGAGAUGCCGCCAUGACGGACCGCGCCUUCCCCACCCUGAGACCGCGCAGGAUCCAGAACCAGAACGUGAUCCACCGGCUGGAGCGCCGGCGCAUCAGCUCGGGCCGGGCGGGCAGCCACUGGCACCAGGUGCGGGUCUUCCACCAGAACGUCUUCCCCAACUUCACGGUGGUCAACGUGGAGAAGCCGCCCUGCUUCCUGCGCAAGUUCUCUCCCGACGGGCGCUACUUCAUCGCCUUCUCCUCGGACCAGACGUCGCUGGAGAUCUACGAGUACCAGGGCUGCCAGGCGGCCGAGGACCUGCUGCGGGGCCACGAGGGGGAGGUCCUGGCCGGCGGGGGCGACCAGCCCCCGGCGCAGCAGCCGCCGCCGCAGCAGCAGCAGGCGGCGGCGGCCCUCCGCGGGCGGCUCUUCGAGCGCUUCUUCGUCCUGCUGCACAUCACCAGCGUGGCGGCCCACGGCGAGCACCUCAACCGCGAGUGCAGCCUCUUCACGGACGACUGCCGCUGCGUCAUCGUGGGCUCGGCCGCCUACCUGCCCGAGGAGCCCCACCCGCCCUUCUUCGAGGUGUACCGCAACAGCGAGGCGGUCACCCCCAACCCCCGCUCCCCGCUGGAGGACUACUCGCUGCACAUCGUCGACCUCCACACCGGCCGCCUCUGCGACACGCGCACCUUCAAGUGCGACAAGGUCAUCCUGUCGCACAACCAGGGCCUCUACCUCUACGGGAACAUCCUGGCCGUGCUGUCGGUCCAGCAGCAGACCAUCCACGUCUUCCAGGUCACCCCCGAGGGCACCUUCCUGGACGUGCGCACCAUCGGCCGCUUCUGCUACGAGGACGACCUGCUGACCCUGUCGGCCGUCUACCCCGAGGUCCGGCGGGACGGCCAGGCGGGCAUGGCCGGCCCCUACAAGGAGCCGGCCAUCAACUCGCUGAAGCACCGGCUGCUGGUCUACCUGUGGCGCCGGGCCGAGCGCGACGGCAGCGCCGUGGCCAAGAGGCGCUUCUUCCAGUACUUCGACCAGCUGCGCCAGCUACGCAUGUGGAAGAUGCAGCUGCUGGACGAGAACCACCUGCUCAUCAAGUACACCAGCGAGGACGUCGUCACGCUCAGGGUCACCGACCCCUCCCAGCCGUCCUUCUUCGUGGUGUACAACAUGGUGACGACGGAGGUGAUCGCCGUGUUCGAGAACACCUCGGACGAGCUGCUGGAGCUGUUUGAGAAUUUCUGCGACCUCUUCCGCAACGCCACCCUGCACAGCGAGGCCGUCCAGUUCCCCUGCUCCGCCUCCAGCAACAACUUCGCCAGGCAGAUCCAGCGCCGGUUCAAGGACACUAUCGUGAACGCCAAGUACGGCGGGCACACGGAGGCGGUCCGCCGCCUGCUGGGGCAGCUCCCCAUCAGCGCCCAGUCGUACAGCGGCAGCCCCUACCUCGACCUCUCGCUCUUCAGCUACGACGACAAGUGGGUGUCGGUCAUGGAGCGGCCCAAGACCUGCGGCGACCACCCCAUCAGGUUCUAUGCCCGGGACUCCGGUCUGCUCAAAUUUGAGAUCCAGGCCGGCCUGCUGGGCCGCCCCAUCAACCACACCGUCCGCCGCCUGGUGGCCUUCACCUUCCACCCGUCCGAGCCCUUCGCCAUCUCAGUACAGAGGACCAACGCCGAGUACGUUGUCAACUUCCACAUGCGCCACAGCUGCACGUGAAAGGAGGCCGGCCGGGCGGCCCGCCCACCUCCACAGGCCCGUGGUCCCCCGGGGGGCCGGCGCAGCGGAGCCCGGCCGGGACCGACCUCUUGGUGCGUCGGUCUCGACCGAGCGCGGACUGAUUUCGGGCCACCCCCGGUAACUCUCGGGGAGGCAUCCAGCAUUAAGUUUUAGGUUUGGUUGGGGGUUUUUUUUUUUUUUUUUUUUUUUGGUUUUUGGUUCUCUUUUUGGAAUCGGACCGACAGGUAGGCGAGAACUCCCCGUUGGUCCCGAGUCGCCUUUCCCGGCCGGCCCCUCCGGGCUUCCCGCCGCGUAGCCCGAAGCGGGGCCGGUGGCGUGGACACAGCUGUCGAUUCCCCCUCGCUCCUUUCGUCCAGUCAGAAGGCAAGCCUGUCUUUUUAAGAGAAAAUAAAGGCCCUGGUAUUUUCUUACAAAUUCA
Molecule: messenger RNA, 2370 nt
Organism: Ornithorhynchus anatinus (platypus)
Lineage: Eukaryota; Metazoa; Chordata; Mammalia; Monotremata; Ornithorhynchidae
Gene: DET1
Product: DET1 partner of COP1 E3 ubiquitin ligase
Exons: 5
Coding region: 141-1931 (596 amino acids)
Biological process (GO): positive regulation of proteasomal ubiquitin-dependent protein catabolic process; protein ubiquitination
Cellular component (GO): cullin-RING ubiquitin ligase complex; nucleus
Molecular function (GO): ubiquitin-like ligase-substrate adaptor activity; ubiquitin protein ligase binding
Source: RefSeq, a predicted model, not a curated record